AUGCGUGUGUCGAAGCUCCCCAGCGAACACCACGUCAAACGCAACCCCCACGGCAACUUCAAAGAAGUCGAGUCCUCCCGCGUCGACUGGCGCCAAGAAGGCUCCUGGACCAUCUACAAAACCAAGAACCCGGACUGGAAACCCGGCCAAGGCUCGAACGAUGAUGGCGAAUGGAAGAACCACAAACACAUCCCCAUCGACCCGUACCAGGACGGCCGACCCGCGACCUUCAACUACAAGCUCCUGAUCAGCGCCAUCAUCCCCCGACCCAUUGGAUUCGUGAGCACGCGGUCCAAAGACGGGAGUAGCACGAAUUUGGCCCCGUUUUCGUACACGCAGGUCAUCAACCACGACCCGCCGAUCUUCAUCAUAGGCUACGCGGGCGGGUUCGACAAGGCGAAGGACUCGCUGCGGAAUCUAGUCGAUUCGGGGGAAUGCACCAUCAACAUCAUCAGCGAGCACUACCUUGAAGCAGCCAAUGCCAGCUCCGUGAACGCGCCGUACGGGGUUUCAGAAUGGGCACUGACGGGUCUGACGCCGAUGGAGUGUCAGGAUGUCAAAUGCAGUAGAGUUGGAGAGGCGGUGUUUAGUGUCGAGGGCAAGCUGUUGGAGACGAAGGAGUACGAGAGCCGGGCGACGCCGGGGAAGAGGACGGGGGUGUUGGCAAUUAUUGAAGGGGUGAAGUUUUGGGCGCGGGAGGAUGCGUUGAAUGAGGAGCAGAAUCAGUUGGAUACUAAUGUGCUCCGGCCCAUGGCCAGGUUAGGCGGCAUUACGUACGCUCGAGUGUCAGAGGGUGUGGAGAUUCCCAGGCCAGAGUGGGAUGAGUUCAAGAAGGAUGCAGAGCCUGCUGGACUGGCGAAGCCGAAGGCGGACGGUCAGUGA
This is a messenger RNA of Saxophila tyrrhenica, 882 nucleotides long. RefSeq lists its product as uncharacterized. The coding region runs from base 1 to 882 and encodes 293 amino acids. The transcript is spliced from 3 exons. Gene Ontology annotation, molecular function: FMN binding. The record is from RefSeq and is a predicted model, not a curated record. Lineage: Eukaryota; Fungi; Ascomycota; Dothideomycetes; Mycosphaerellales; Extremaceae.